GGCUGGUAUGGCUGGUAGGCCAUGGAAUACGCCAUUUUCCGCUUUGAGAAGAUGCCCAUGCAGAAUAGAUAUGACGAGGAGGGGAACCCGCAGGUGUCUACCUGGGAUCGAGCCAUUCGAACUCGGGUUCCCGGCAUGUCUCCGGCGGAGACAGCUCGCCAGAUACAACAUCUGAAUAGGUACACGCGUGCUCUUGCUGAUAAGUUGAAGUCGGUGAGUCCGGUACUUCAGCGCCAGAUUGAUGCAGCACAGGAGUAUCUCAGCAUGCACAAUAAUCCCGACCCGAUAAAUUAUUCUUGGGUCCUUGUCCAAUUGGAUCACCAACUUCGAGAGAUUCAUUCUUAUGGUGCUGCGGCAGGAGUAAAUCCUUCGCAGCGUCAUAGGCACCAUGGUCUAGCCAGAAGGCGAUCCCAUUCCCAAACAAGUGGAAGUAGGGGAACAUCUUAUCAACGGAUUUCGCUCACGGCUUAUUUUAAGCGGAUACCUAAACCGAAUGUCGACAUUACCACGCUUUACGAAGCUAAGAAGAGAACAACAUCCUUCCCUCAAAACCACCAAGCAGCCCACUCACAGCAGCAGCAGCCGCAUCACCACCAAAACCCAGCUCAUGGCCCAGAUCCACCAACAAUACCACAAGGCGCUACGUCUUUGGGAGGUGGUGUAUCGCUUGGGAUAAACGGAAAUCGUGGCUCGCCGUCCAUGGCAACACGCCCCAAUAAUAUUGGGAUGCAGGGUGAUAAGCCCACCAACAAUGGUGCAGUAGGCAAUAGGGGACAUGGCCAAGGGUUUACCAGGAAGCAUGGCGAUUUCGAAAGCGAUUCGGAUUACUCCGAUUAUUCGCCAUCUGAUGGAUCCUCUUUCGGCAGCCCGAUGACUCCUGACACUUCGCGGUCGUCUGAAUCAUUUAACUACGAUAAAAACCGUAAACAUGAUCAAAGUAAUGGCCGGGUACCGACUCGGAAUAUAAGUAGAAGACGUGACGAGAAUGGAACGGGUCGGGGUCCUUCUAAAGGUCGCCAGUCUUUCAACGCUCAGGACGGCUCUAGGAUGCCUCCGCCGCCGCCACCUACUGCGUCUUCUUUCGAUAUCAACAGAGUAAGAGACGAUGCCUUUCUAGCGGGGAUGCGCCAUGGGAGGGGUGACAUGCAACAUGCUCAGCAACGUGCGUUCCGCGAGGCGCAACGCUCACGACUUAACCCGCGUAUUGUUAUGGGGGCGAGGUCGCCGCAGUCCCCAUAUCCUAGGCGUAUGGCCAGCUCCGAGCACGACGGGCCUUACCAUUGGGGGGAGCUCGACGAUGAGAUAUCUCGGUUUAAUCGCCUAUCGCUUGACGACGAGGAGUAUGGAUAUGAUACUGUACUGAGAAGAGCGGACGCCCGUCGAAGGAGAGAGUUUGAAUAUCACCAACAGCGUGGAUCAGUCUUGAAUGAUGAUCCAUUCGAUGAUCACAACGGGCAUCCUCACCCGCGACACAGAAGCAGACGGUAUCGGGAACCUUACAUCUCGGAUGGCUCUGAUAGCGAUAUUAGUCUAUCGCCAAGAGGUUAUAAGCGAUUCUAUUAUUGACGAGUCGCUUGAUUUGAUUGAGGUGGAUUCGUAUGAUAUUCAUCUGUUAUAUGUCUUUUGUCGAUAUAGGUAUGUUAGGUUGUAUUUGCUGGAGGUUUCUGUAGGUAUGUGAACACCGGUAGGCUAUAAUGUGUGUAUUAUUAUCUUAUAUGAAGGAGUAAUGUUGGAUAUAUCAGUAUUGUUGUUUUUGUUAGGAAGGGAAGCUUAAAGCAUGUGAAUUUGGGGUUUAAGGAUGCUGGAUUACGGCGUUGGGGAUGCGGAUGCGGGAAGUAUAUGGUACCUGACGUAAACGUGCAGUGGCCGUCUUGGUUACACGUAUAAAGUACUCCGAAGUAUAUUAUAUUAUAUGUAGGUGCAGGUGCGGAUGAGGGAUGAGUGAUUUCGUGGUGACGCUACUGCGGGGCUCUUAGAAGCUUUUCGAGAGACCCGAGUGGAUGGAGGGGCAUAUUUUAAGCUGCAAGUGUUCUCUAGAGUAUUUUUUUUUUGCGGUAGGACCCCGCCUAAGGUGGGCAGGUGGGCGGGUGCAUGGGUUUGGAUUUGUACCUAUGAGAGAUCCCCCCGUCGUCCGUUUUUGUUCCGUUUGACAUUGUUAAAGCUUCUCUUCCUCC
This is a messenger RNA of Hypoxylon trugodes, 2174 nucleotides long. RefSeq lists its product as uncharacterized. Lineage: Eukaryota; Fungi; Ascomycota; Sordariomycetes; Xylariales; Hypoxylaceae. The record is from RefSeq and is a predicted model, not a curated record. The coding region runs from base 22 to 1566 and encodes 514 amino acids. The transcript has 2 exons.